Macrosiphum euphorbiae (potato aphid) is the source of this 822-nucleotide messenger RNA. Lineage: Eukaryota; Metazoa; Arthropoda; Insecta; Hemiptera; Aphididae. The record is from the annotation of a GenBank genome assembly.
AUGAAGAAACCUAGGACUAGGAAGCAUGAUGCGGCAGAGGUUAAUGCCAAGCUCCCCCCACCUCCUCGACCUCCUCGACCACCUCGGGGACAAACGUUGAAGAGAGUGAGGGCGAAACCAGAUGCGGUACUGAUCAAGGCAGUGAAAGCGGACGGCGAUGAUCCAACGACCUCUUACGCUACUAUUGCUGCGAGGUUGAAGGAGAAAGUGGACCUCACCUCAAUGGGGGUCACCAUCGAAAGGACGAGGAUGACUAAAGCUGGCAACUUGCUGCUUGAAGUAGGAGGCAAACAACCCGCCCCUAUAGCACUGAGUGAUGCAAUCACGGCAGCUAUAGGAAAUCUAGGAGAAGCAAGUGUGCUCCAGCAAAAGGUAGCGGUUGAGUUCAGAGGUGUUGACGUAACGGCAAAUGAGGAUGACGUUCGUAAUGCGCUGAGGGCUCGCAGCGGCGAGGAACCGUUCAGAAUCGGAAAAAUGAGAAGAUCGCCUGGCGGACAGAAGCAGGUUGAUGCACUCCUCUCACUGAGGGUGGCGGAAGCACUUCUUUUCGAGGGCAGAAUGAAGAUUGGCUGGAGUACCUGUAAGGUGCGCCUUAAGGAGCGCUCCAGUCGGUGCUACAGAUGUCAAGGAUUUGGACACUACGCUGCGAACUGCACUGGUCCAGAUCGCACGAAGACGUGCAUGAGAUGCGGAGAAGAUGGGCAUAUCGCAGUGAGGUGCAACAAGACUCCUUCAUGCCCACUAUGUAGAGACAAUGGUUUCAAGAUCGACCACAUUUCGGGUGGCGAAGCUUGUGACAGCAGGAAGAAUAAAAAACAUUAG